AUGAUUAAUGAGGAGAUAAAUGUAUGUGGAAAUAUUAAUAAAAAAGAUAAUGAUAUAAAUAACAAUAAUAAUAAUGAUAUAAAUAACAAUAAUAAUAAUGAUAAAAAUAAUAAUAAUUUAUGUUUGAGUGAUUCUAAUGGAGAUAGAAGAAUAAUUAAGCUAGCUGAAGAAGAUAUUAAUCGUAUAGCUGCUGGUGAAGUUAUUAUUCGUCCAUGUAACGCUUUAAAAGAACUAGUAGAAAAUAGUUUAGAUGCAAAUUCUAGUUGCAUUAGUAUACAUUUAAAUAAAGGAGGAUUAAAAUCAUUACAAAUUAUAGAUGAUGGAGAUGGUAUACAUAAAGAGGAUUUAAAAAUAGUAUGUGAAAGAUUUACAACUAGUAAAAUUAGUAAUCAUAAAGAUAUAAGAAAUAUUAAAACAUUUGGUUUUAGAGGUGAAGCUUUAGCAUCUAUUUCUCAUGUAUCAUAUUUAAGUAUUAUAUCUAAAAAAAAAAAUUCUCCUUAUUGUUAUAGUUGUAAUUAUAAAGAUGGAAAACCUACUCAAAAUGAACCUACCGUUUGUUCAGGCAAAAAUGGUACCAUUAUAAGAUUUGAUGAUUUAUUUUAUAAUAUGCCAGCAAGAUUAAAAACUAUGAAUCCUAAUGAUGAAUAUAAUAAAUGUUUAGAAGUAUUACAAAAAUAUGCAAUUCAUUAUCCUCAUGUUUCUUUUACAUGCAAAAAGUGGUUAAGUAACACUGUCGAUUUGAAUACUCAUAAGGUUGGUAAGGGUAUAGGUGGCUAUGGGGGUAUAUAUAUUAUAAAACAAAAAAGGAAGGAACUGUUUGAUGAAAAUAAUAUUAUUGAUGGGAAUUUAUUGGGUGAUAAUAUUCAAGGUAAUAAUAACCAUACUGAUAAUAAACCAAUUGAUAAUAAACCAAAUGAUAAUAAACCAAUUGAUAAUAAACCAAUUGAUAAUAAACCAACUGAUAAUAAACCAAUUGAUAAUAAACCAAAUGAUAAUAAACCAAUUGAUAAUAAACCAACUGAUAAUAAACCAAAUGAUAAUAAACCAAUUGAUAUAAAACCCACCGAUAUAAAACCCAAUGAUAUAAAACCCACCGAUAUAAAACCCACCUCGUCAGUCAGCUAUAACGAAUUUGAAAAAAAAAUUUUGGAAGAAGAAAAAUAUCUAGAUGAGAAUUAUGAAAAACAUUUAAACAACGUAAGAUGCGUCAUACAAAAGGUUUAUGGUAGAAAUAUUUCUAAAGAAUUAAGUACAAUAUUUUUAAAAGAAAAAAGUAUUCCUACCUUUUUCAAAUGUUAUGGUUUGAUAAGUAAUCCUACAUAUAAUGGAAAGAAAGGUUGUUAUAUAUUUUUUAUUAAUGAUCGUUUAGUAGAAUCCAAUAUAAUAAAAAAAAGUUGUGAAAAUCAAUAUUCGAAUUUUUUGGCUAAAGGGAAUUAUCCUUGGAUAUAUUUAUCUUUACGAUUAAAAUAUGACAUAGUAGAUAUUAAUGUUCAUCCUACAAAAAAAGAAGUACAUUUUUUAUAUCAAGAAGAAAUAUCUAUGUUGAUAGGAAAAAAGAUACAUGAGUUUUUAAAAUCUUUUCAUAAUAUGAGAACAUUUAAUAUAUCUCAAGAGAAGCUAUUACAAACCAAACUGGAUAUUAAUUCGAGCAUGUUACAAAUAAAAAAAGAAGAUAAAGAAUUAUCAAAAAGGACAGAUGAUAACUCAUUAAAUGAUAAUACUACUAAUAUAAUAAAAAAACAAAUUGAUACAAAGAGAGUGAGAACAGAUUUCAAACAAAUUACUUUGACGAAUUAUUUUGUGAAAAAAGAAAAUAUUACAAAUGACCAACUUGAUAAUAAUAAUAAUAAUAAUAAUAAAUCUAUUGAUGUGAUUUAUAAUAAUAAUGAUCAAAUAGAUUUAUAUGAAAAUAAUGAUGAAUAUAAGAAGAUUAAUAGUAUGACAAAUAUAAAGGUAAAUCAUGAUGAUUAUAAUAAAAAUAAUAUAUUAGAAGAAAAAGAAUAUGAAAUGUUAAUAUUAAAAGGUCCUAAUAGUAUUUUAUAUAAUACACAAAUAGAUAAACAUAUAAGUAACAAAAUAUAUGAAAGAAAAUAUGCAUGUGAAGCUGAUGAAAUAUCUAGUAUAAAGAAAUUAAAAAUGAUUUGUCAAGAAAAAGAAAAAAAAGAAUUAACAGAAUGUUUAAAAAAUUCUAUAUAUGUAGGACCAGUUGAUAAUAUGCAUAGUUUAAUACAAUAUAAAGAAAAAUUAUUAUUAAUAAAAAUGCCACUUAUUAUAAAAGAAGUAACAUAUCAAUCUAUAUUAAAUAGAAUAGGUAAAAUACCACCUUUUCAAUUUGAACCUCCUAUACCUUUAUAUGAUUUAUUAUUAGUAGCUAUAAAUAAUUCUUAUUCUGGUUUCUAUGAAAAUCCAAAUUAUGCAAAUAAAAAUAUAGAAAUAGUAUGUAACGAAUUAGAACAAAUAUUUUAUACAUAUAAUGAAAUGUAUUCAGAUUAUUUCUCUAUAAUUAUUGAAGAUGGGUGUAUUGUUACAUUUCCAGCAUGUUGUGGUGAAUAUUUCCCAGGACAAGAAUUUCUUCCUUUCUUAUUUUUAAGAUUAGCUACACAAAUAGAUUAUUCAAAAGAAAUUAAUUGUAUUAAUGGAAUAUGCUAUUUACUAGCUAAUUUCUAUUCUAAAAUUACUUUAAUGAAUGAUACAGAAUGGACUUAUCAAAAUGAUCUUCUUAUGAUAAAAGAAAAAGAAAAAGAAAUUCAAAUGUUAUUAAAUAAAACUAACAAAAAUAUUAUCAAUUCAAAUAAUCAUAAUCAAUAUUAUGAUGAAACACAUUUUGAUUAUAUUCUAGGAGAUGAAUCUGUAGUAGAUAUAAAUAAACAUUUAUCAGUCUCUAAAAAUAUUAAUCUAGUAUUUGAAAAAUAUUUUUUCCCUAUGAUACAAUUAAAUAAUAUUAUGAAAAUACCUAACACAUUUUCAAAUAAUGGAUAUAUAAUAGAAUUAACAUCUUUGAAUCAGCUCUACAAAAUUUUUGAGCGUUGUUAA
This is a messenger RNA of Plasmodium gaboni, 3033 nucleotides long. RefSeq names its product DNA mismatch repair protein MLH. Gene Ontology annotation, molecular function: ATP binding; mismatched DNA binding; ATP-dependent DNA damage sensor activity. Gene Ontology annotation, biological process: mismatch repair. The record is from RefSeq and is a predicted model, not a curated record. Bases 1 to 3033 code for a protein of 1010 amino acids. The transcript has a single exon. NCBI's taxonomy places the organism in Eukaryota, Apicomplexa, Aconoidasida, Haemosporida, Plasmodiidae. Gene Ontology annotation, cellular component: MutLalpha complex.